UUGAGAAAAGAAUUAGAAUAUCUAAAGUCUACUGAAUGGAGGUAUCAACCAAUUGAUGGAUACAAAUAACCAAAUAAAUACAUGCUUUUCAAGUUAAUAUUUAUUGUAUUAGUGAAUACUAUCGUAGUUUAAUAAACAUGUUAUCUUUAAUAAUAAAUACUGCCAAGUACAUUUUUGAGAAAACUCAAAAAAAGGAGCUUCAAUAUGAAGAAAUUCUCAAAAAAUAUCCAGCUAUAAUUGAAGAUCCCAAUGAUUCUGAUAAUUCAUCAGAAAUAAAUGAACAACCUAAUGAAGGAUGCUUCUAUAGAGAUGGAAUUGUUACAAGUGUUGGAACUGAUAAUGUGAUUAUUGAUGAUCGUUAUGUUUGUAAUUUAAUUAAUUGUCCAGACAAUAUAGAAAAAGGCAAUAAAGUAUAUUACUUAGCAUUCCAAAAAAAGUCACAAAAAGACAUUAGAAUACGUAGAAUAAUAUCAAUAAUCAAUGAUAUUUGGGAUCAAAACUGUGAAGAAAGUAAUGUUAAAAAAAGUCAAAUGAUAAAGAAAAAUAUUGUUGCCAAAGUAAUAAAACGUAAAGGCAGAAAUGUAAUGUUAGAACCAGCAAAUAUUUUUUUAGAUUUAGAUGAAAUUCAAUCAACUUUUGUACCUUAUGUUGGAGAUUGGUUAGUAUUAGAAUCUUUAGUAGAGCUUGAUCCUAAUUCUGGAGAUCUUGGUGGAGAAAUAUUAGAGGUUAACAGGAUACAACCAUUAAGAUCUAAAUUAAAAACAGGAAUAAUUGCAAAAUAUGACUCUCAAACAGAAACAGGAUCAGUAGAAAAGAAUGUAGUAUUCAAUAAAGCCUCAUGUCAACCUGGUUACAUUCCACAUAUUGGUGAUAAAGUCGUUUAUGAUUGCAUUGAAAGUGAUCAAGGAAUUUAUUCCUGGAGAUGUUUAUCAGUUGUUCCACUCAUUCAAACUGCUGACGAUGAAGAAACUUUGACUACUGGAAGUUUCCCUAAUAUAACACCAAAGAAAUUAAAUUUACUUUUGAAGAAUAAAUUUGAUAUAAGUAUUACAGAUGAUUUGUUUUUUAAUUUAAUACUCAAUCAAGAAGGAACUCUGGAAGUUCUUGUUAAAAAUAAUGGAGCUGUUGAUCAGACUUUAGUUAGAGGAGUUUUUAUGUCAAAAAGAUCUCAAUCUCAAUUAUCUGUAGAAUCGCAUAAUGUUCAUGAUCCAAUGAUAUUCAAACCAGGUGAAUCAAUUGUAUACGUUUUUAAAUGCUCUGCAAAAUUUAUGGGAUUGACUGAAGAAUUAUUUAUAUUUAACUUUAAAAAUUUUUCCAUUGGUCGUAUAUUCAAAAUAUUUGUCGGUUUGAAAAAUUCAGUAACUACUACAAGUAUAACAAAUGGAAAUUACGAUUUAAAUAAAUUAGCAAGACAAGAUAAUCAUGAUCAAGGUUCUUAUAUCCCUGGGAUUCGACCAUAUAGACCUCCUAAUUUUAUAGCUGUUCGAAAUGGUGUUUUUAGGGUUCCUCAACGAUUUUGGAAUAUUGUACUUCCUUGCAUCAAUGAAAAAUUAUCCCAAGCUACCACUGAAGCUGUUGUAGGCAAUGAAUUCCAAUUUUUAGAUGAUGGACUAACAUUUGAAAAUUACAAAAAUCGUUUCCAUGCUUUAUUAUAUUUAGAAGAAAUUAGUAUGAGAGUUGAUCUACAAAAAUACGAUAUGGACAGUGCAAUUAUGUACCCUAGUGAUGAAUAUUUAGUACUUAAAGUACCUGGUCUUGCUGAAAGACGUCCAUCAUUAAUUUGUGGAGAUCGAGCCAUUGUGAAUUUUAAAUGGGACUCGUCUCAAGGCAAACUCAAGUAUGAAGGAUUUAUUCAUAAAAUAAAAAGUUCUGAAGUAUAUUUAAAAUUUAAUCCAAAAUUUCAUGAUACAUAUAAAAAUGAAGACUGCCAAAUUUCAUUUAAAUGUUCAUUCUCAAAUUUAUCACGUUGUCACAACGCAGUGAAUCUCGCUAUGUCGAAUUUGGGAUCUGAAAUUCUCUUUCCAAAUUUAGUAAAAGAAAAAGAACCACAAAUUAAUUUAAAAGAAUAUGAUAUAGGAGAAAUGAAUUUGAAGAAAACAUCAUCCAACUUGAAGUCUUCUGAAAAUUUUGAUGAGUCUACUGAUUUAUUAUCUAAAAUAGAAAGAGAGCCAAAAGAACAAAAAAAAUCUAGCAAAAAUAUUGAGAAUUUAGAUUUUUAUAAUGCACAAAUAAAAAAACGUAAAUUAUUUUGGUAUAAUAAACGACUGAACUGCUAUCAAAAAGAAGCAGUCAAGAAUAUUCUAACUGGAGUAUCUAGACCUCUUCCUUACAUCAUUUUUGGACCUCCAGGAACUGGAAAAACUAUAACAUUAUGCGAGGCUAUACUUCAAAUUCUAACAAUAAUUCCAGAGAGUCGAUUGCUCAUUGCAACACCUUCAAAUAGUUCUGCUAAUUUAAUUGCUGAAAGACUUCUUGAUAGUAAGGUUCUAAAACCGGGAGAUUUAGUGCGUUUAGUGGCUCGACAUUGCUUGGAUGAUGACUCAAUACCAGAAAAAUUAUUGCCUUACUGUGCAACUGGAAAUCUAGCAGCAGAAAGAACUACAAAAGUUCCUGAAUAUUCUGGAGAAGGGUGUAGAAUUAAUUGUACUAUGAGUGUACUCGGUCGACAUCGUAUAACAGUUGGUACCUGUAUUGCUUUAGGAUUGCUCCAUAAUAUGGGUUUUCCAAAAGGACAUUUCACUCAUAUCAUUGUUGAUGAAGCAGGUCAAGCUACAGAACCAGAAAUUAUGGUACCUCUAACAUUUAUUCAUGCAAAUUAUGGACAAAUUAUUUUAGCUGGAGAUCCAAUGCAACUUGGACCAGUAGUUAACAGUAGACUUGCCAAUUAUUUUGGUCUAAGUGAAUCAUUUUUAGUUAGAUUGUUACAACAAUUUCCUUAUCAAAGAGAUAUGGAAGGAUUUAAAACUGGAUAUGAUCCUAGAUUGGUGACAAAAUUGUUGAUAAAUUACAGAAGCCUUCCAGAGAUUCUAGAAUUACCUAAUUCGAUGUUUUAUGAAUCAGAAUUACAAGCAACUGUAAAUCCUUUAACUAGUUCUGAAGCUGAAUUAUUGAAAAGUAUUUCAGCUGAAUUACCGCCCAGAGAGUGUUUACCACCAGCGUUGAUAUUUCAUGGUAUUGUAGGAGAUGAUUGUCAAGAUAAUGAUAGUCCUAGUUGGUACAAUCCUACAGAAGCGGCACAAGUCUACAGCUAUCUUGUGAAAUUGUACAGUUAUGGUUUAACUGAGGAAGAUAUUGGAGUUAUAACACCGUAUAAAAAACAGGUGGCAUAUAUACGUACUUUGUUGUGGGAUUUAGAUAUGCUUUUGCCGAAAAUUGGCAGUGUUGAAGAAUUUCAAGGACAAGAACGAAAAAUAAUUAUUAUUUCAACUGUAAGAUCAAAUUCAACUUACGUUGAUAAUGAUAUUAAACAUGCUCUAGGGUUUGUGGCGUCUCCUAAGCGAUUAAAUGUUGCCUUAACUCGAGCUCGAGCUCUUAUAAUUAUCCUUGGUAAUCCAUAUUUAUUAUCGCAAGAUCCAUAUUGGCGAAAUGUUUUGGUUUAUUGCAUAAAUAAUCACUCCUACACUGGUUGUAAUUUUUCUUUUGCAAAUCAGAAUGAUGAUAAUAAUGAAAGUGACAUUAAAACUGAAUAGAAAGAGGUUCUUUUUUUAUUAAGAUGAUGACAACUUUAAUUAUAAACAUUAUGAAGUAACUGUGUUUAGUUUCCUAUUUUACAAAAAAUUGAUUGGAAAGAUUUUUGUUUUGUUUCUUCUGAAAGAUGAAUAAUAAUUUUGGUUUUUUUGUAUUGCAAAAAAUUGUAUUAAAA
Chelonus insularis is the source of this 3862-nucleotide messenger RNA. It is a transcript of the gene armi, whose product is annotated as armitage. The record is from RefSeq and is a predicted model, not a curated record. NCBI's taxonomy places the organism in Eukaryota, Metazoa, Arthropoda, Insecta, Hymenoptera, Braconidae. Gene Ontology annotation, biological process: regulatory ncRNA-mediated post-transcriptional gene silencing. Gene Ontology annotation, molecular function: helicase activity. Gene Ontology annotation, cellular component: cytosol; P granule.